UCGCACCGGAAACGGAAGUCUCCCUGAAGACGGAAGUGGAAACUGCGACUAUUUCUCCCCCCCCCCCCCAAUAUCUUUUACCUUUACUGGAUCGCUUCAUUUUGACAACGCUACUCCGGGACCCCAAGAGCGGAGGGGGUGCAGGUGUCCAUAUGAACGAACACAGUUCUAGUCUUCCAACAACACUUUAAACUACUUACAUCAAUUUGCAGCAGCAGACAUGAGUGGCUCCAAACCUGAUAUUCUGUGGGCCCCACACCACGUUGAUAGAUUUGUUGUCUGUGACUCAGAGCUCAGCCUCUACCACAUUGAAUCUGCUGUCAGUUCUGAACUCAAAGCAGGAUCACUGCGUUUAUCUGAAGAAACUACAGCUACCCUUUUGUCCAUUAAUUCAGACACUCCGUAUCUGAAAUGUGUGGCUUGGUAUCCUAAAUAUGAUCCUGAAUGUCUCCUGGCAGUUGGGCAGGCCAAUGGCCGAGUUGUCCUUACCAGCCUUGGCCAAGAUCAUAACUCAAAAUCCAAGGAUCUGAUAGGAAAGGAAUUUGUUCCAAAGCAUGCUCGGCAGUGUAACACUCUGGCAUGGAAUCCACUGGACAGCAAUUGGCUUGCUGCAGGUCUAGAUAAACAUCGGGCUGAUUUUUCAGUACUAAUCUGGGACAUAAGUAGUAAAUACACUCCAGAAACUCCAGUUGCUGAGAAAGUAAGGCUUCCAUCUGGAGACACUGAAGCAGGACUUGUUGUGACAAAACCACUUUAUGAAUUAGGCCAGAACGAUGCUUGCCUCUCUCUCUGUUGGCUUCCACGGGAUCAGAAACUUCUUUUAGCUGGAAUGCACCGAAACUUGGCUAUCUUUGACCUCAGGAAUACAAGCCAAAAGAUGUUUGUGAAUACGAAGGCUGUUCAGGGCGUAACGGUUGACCCCUACUUCCAUGAUCGUGUGGCUUCCUUCUAUGAAGGUCAGGUUGCUAUAUGGGACCUUAGAAAAUUUGAAAAGCCUGUAUUGACCCUGACUGAACAACCAAAACCUCUAACUAAAGUAGCAUGGUGUCCAACGAGAACUGGAUUGCUAGCUACUUUGACUAGGGAUAGUAACAUAAUCAAGCUCUACGAUAUGCAGCACACUCCUACACCUAUUGGGGAUGAAACUGAGCCUACAAUCAUUGAAAGAAGUGUGCAGCCCUGUGAACACUAUAUUGCUUCCUUUGCAUGGCAUCCCACUAAUCAAAAUCGAAUGGUGGUUGUGACUCCAAACAGGACUAUGUCUGACUUCACUGUGUUUGAAAGGAUCUCUCUGGCAUGGAGCCCCAUUACCUCUUUAAUGUGGGCAUGUGGGAGGCACUUGUAUGAGUGCACAGAAGAUGGGAAGGCUAAUUCUUUGGAAAAAGACAUAGCCACUAAAAUGCGUCUUAGAGCUUUGUCCAGGUAUGGCCUUGACACGGAACAGGUCUGGAGAAACCACAUGCUAGCGGGAAACGAAGACCCACAACUGAAGUCACUUUGGUACACUCUGCACUUUAUGAAGCAGUAUACUGAGGAUAUGGAUCAGAAAUGCACAGGAAACAAAGGAUCUUUAGUUUACGCAGGCAUCAAAUCUAUCGUGAAAUCCUCUAUGGGAACAACAGAGAGCCUCAGGCACAGCAGGAGUGGAUCAGACAGGCAGGCUGACAUUAUUCAGUAUCUGAGUGAGGAGAGGUCACUGGCUUUGCAGCUUUGUGGAUGGAUAAAGAAGGGCACAGAUGUGGAUGUGGAACCCUUUUUAUCCUCUUUGGAACAGGAAGGAGACUGGGAGCGAGCUGCUGCUGUAGCUCUAUUCAACUUGGACAUUCGAAGAGCAAUACAGAUAUUGAACAAAGGAGCGUCUUCUGGAAAAGGUGAUCUAAACCUCAACGUGGUGGCCAUGGCGUUAUCAGGCUAUACUGAUGAAAAGAACUCCUUGUGGAGGGAAAUGUGCAGCACCCUAAGGUUACAGCUCAACAACCCUUAUCUGUGUGCCAUGUUUGCUUUCCUAACAAGUGAAUCAGGUUCUUUUGAUGGGGUUUUGUAUGAAAGUAAUGUAGCUGUACGAGACAGAGUGGCAUUUGCUUGUAAAUUCCUAACUGAUGCUCAGCUGAAUAGAUUCAUUGACAAACUGACAAAUGAAAUGAAGGAAUCUGGGAACCUUGAAGGAAUUCUUCUGACAGGACUCACAAAAGAUGGAGUGGAUUUGAUGGAAAGCUAUGUUGAUAGAACAGGAGAUGUUCAAACAGCGAGUUAUUGUAUGCUGCAGGGUUCUCCAUCCGAUGUGCUUAAAGAUGAGAGGGUUCAGUAUUGGAUUGAGAACUACCGGAAUCUAUUGGAUGCAUGGCGGUUUUGGCAUAAGCGAGCAGAAUUUGACAUUCAUCGGAGCAAGCUGGAUCCCAGUUCAAAACCUUUAGCCCAGGUGUUUGUAAGUUGCAAUUUUUGCGGAAAGUCAAUCUCGUACAGCUGCUCAACCAUCCCUCAUCAGGGCCGAGGAUUCAGUCAGUAUGGUGUAAGUGGCUCCCCGACCAAAUCCAAAGUCACAAGUUGUCCUGGUUGCCGCAAGCCUCUUCCUCGCUGUGCACUUUGUCUCAUAAAUAUGGGCACUCCAGUUUCCAGCUGUCCAGGAGGAUCAAAGUCAGAUGAAAAGGUGGAUCUUAGCAAGGACAAGAAAUUGGCCCAAUUCAACAACUGGUUUUCCUGGUGCCACAACUGUAGGCAUGGUGGUCAUGCUGGACACAUGCUUAGCUGGUUCAGGGACCACACUGAAUGUCCUGUUUCUGCCUGUUCCUGCAAAUGUAUGCAGCUGGAUACAACGGGGAAUCUUGUCCCUGCAGAGAUGAUCCAGCCAUGAAACAUUAGAGCUUAAAUAAGGUCCUUCACAUGAGAGGCUUUCUCAAAUAGGUGUCCCUCAUAGCCCAAACACAUACCUCUGAACGUGUUACUAUUGACUUGCCUGUAAUAGAAAAAUAAAUCAUCCUAUCACAUCUGCAAUUUGAUGUGGUUGAUUUUGAUGUGUUUUGCAUUGCCAGAUACUGCCAGACUCGACUCUUCAAAUCUGGCGUGUGGACUUUGUUCAGUGGGUUGUGAAGCAGUUCAUUUCAGAGGCAUUUAUAGGUUUCAUUGAAAUUCAAAGCAACCUUCAGGAAGACUUUCAGUAUUACACUGUCCAGACCUUGAGGCUUCCAUCUGAGAUGAAGUGGCAUCAUUUGCUGUGCUUUGGUAACUCCAUGAACCUUCAAAACACUCUUGAAAACUCUUCUUGGAAAGACAGUCAUGCUGGAUAUCCAGAUGUUUCCACCAGCAUUUUUUCUAGCUUAGAUUUUAAAGUGUUUAUGCUCCCAUCUAUAACUUAGCUCACACUGCAUUGCUUUUCUGUAACACUCCUAAGACAAUCUUUGCAUGAGUUGAGCUGCUUUGGUUUGGAUGAGUAAAUAGUAUCUCAAUGCCAGUGUAACACACUUUGUGGGGCAUCCCAAAAUAAUGUAGUUAUUGUUUAAAAGCUUCAGAUUAAUACCGGACUGUAGCAAUGUAAGUUCAAUGAUGUGAAAGACCUAACCUUUGAAAAAAAUGACAGCUUACCUGUAUUCCCGAAACAUACUAUAGUGUGAAUUGCAUACAUCCAAAUUUUGCUUUGGGUCAAGAGCAGACACCCCCAAACUGCGGCCCUCCAGAUGUUUUGGUCUACAACUCCCAUGAUCCCUAGCUAAGAGGACCAGUGGUCAGGGAUGAUGGGUAUUGUAGUCCAAAACAUCUGGAGGGCCGAAGUUUGAGGAUGCCUGGUCAAGAGGAUAUUCAGGAUAUUCAUUUGCAGCAGAAAACCACGAGCAUAUAAUACACAAUCAAGAACAGCCUGAGACAUUAGUUAAAAGUUCACUUACAAAAUGUGGAUGACAUAGAAUAUCACCUGCCUACUUGUGGCAAUGGCUGCUUGUAUCAGAAGAAGAGUUUGGAUUUGAUAUCCCGCUUUAUCACUACCCUAAGGAGUCUCAAAGCCGCUAACAAUCUCCUUUUCCUUCCUCCCCCACAACAAACACACUGAGGUGAGUGAGGCUGGGAGACUUCGGAGAAGUGUGACUAGCCCAAGGUCACCCAGCAGCUGCAUGUGGAGGAGCGGAGACACGAACCCAGUUCACUAGAUUACGAGUCUUAACCACUACACCACACUGGCUGUCGGAUGUUGAUGAGCAAAUAAAUUUCACCCCUCCCAAAAAAACUCCCCAUCAACCUGGUUUAAACCUAUGUCAAAAUAAAAAAGGAGCUUAUCGAUUUUGAUAGUGGAUAGUAUAUAAUAUACUUCAAUAGGGUAAAAUAUAGAAAGGGAACAUUGCCAUGAAAUGAAUAUAGAAGAUAGCAAUACACUGGCAUAGAACACUAGUGCAGGUGUAGGGAACUUUAGAUUUUGCUGAACUACAACUCGCAAUAUCAGUGGCCAUGUAUACUGGGGUUGAUAGGAGAGCCAAAGAUUCCUCACACCUACUGUAGUGCAUGUUACAUUUUAUUUUACAUUUUUUUCUACUGUUAAUUAGCAACAUGCCAAAUAAGCUGCAUUCAAACUUUCACUAGUCAACUAGAAAAUUGAAAUUCCUUUGUGCACAUUUUCAAUGCAAUGUAAUAAUUGUUUGGCCUAUAUUAUAGCUGCCUAAUUGACAAUCUUCUGUUGGCUUGGAUGCAAAGAAUCCAAGCCAAGCUUUCCUGCCUACUUUCUCACUGCAUCAUGAAGGGCAAUGUGGUGGAGUGGGUAGGUCAAAAACUGGCCACAGAUGCAAGUGGGAGAGAAGUUCUACUUGCAUGCAAGGCCACUUUGGAUCCAAGCUUCCCGUCUUUGUACAAAGAUACGAUGUUAAAAGGGGAGGGGGGAAACAAAUGCUUAAUGGAAGCAGAAAUAUUUAUUUCUAUGUACACCAUUUUGUUAAUUGUUGCAUUGCCUUAGUCAAAGACUACUUCCUGUCAGAAUUGCAUUUUUACUAUUGAUCAAUAUUUGAGAUGCAUAUCACAAUAUCUAAGUUCCUGUAUUUUUGUAGUUGCUUCAAUACAUUUCCAGAAUAUCUAGAAUUAAUUUUAAGCCAUUAAGAGUAACUUAUAGACUUUAUUUUUGUGCCCUUAUAUUCAAAGUAUUAAAAGAGCUCUGAUGUUAAUAUGGUGUUUCCUUCCCUUCUGUAAAUACUGAAUAUGUAAAUAGGAACUGCUAUUAAUAUGUUACCCAGUUGUCUUAACAGUAUUUUUGUAAAAAGAAAGCAGCUGUAUUUGCUGACUUUGAGAGGGCACAAAGUCUUGUGUACAUGAAAGUUCUGUAUGAACAUCUUAACACUCAGUGCUCAAUGAUGCAGGGGCUGUACUGCAUAGAUUGUUCUGACUCAAAGUCCGUUCUUGGGCAUUUCGGCUUGUGUAUGUAUUUCUGUAGACAGAGGAGUUUUAACCACUUCUGUUAAUACAGUUGCUUCUCCUUUUGACAUUGUAAAAUAAAAGCUUAAUGUAACUUCCCAUUUUGAUUAAGCUGA
This is a messenger RNA of Zootoca vivipara (common lizard), 5498 nucleotides long. RefSeq names its product meiosis regulator for oocyte development (gene MIOS). Lineage: Eukaryota; Metazoa; Chordata; Lepidosauria; Squamata; Lacertidae. Gene Ontology annotation, cellular component: cytoplasm. The record is from RefSeq and is a predicted model, not a curated record. Gene Ontology annotation, molecular function: protein binding. Gene Ontology annotation, biological process: cellular response to amino acid starvation; positive regulation of TORC1 signaling.